This is a messenger RNA of Gavialis gangeticus (Gharial), 912 nucleotides long. Its product is annotated as matrix metalloproteinase-20-like. The record is from RefSeq and is a predicted model, not a curated record. Gene Ontology annotation, biological process: amelogenesis; proteolysis; extracellular matrix organization. NCBI's taxonomy places the organism in Eukaryota, Metazoa, Chordata, Crocodylia, Gavialidae. The transcript is spliced from 7 exons. Gene Ontology annotation, cellular component: extracellular matrix. Gene Ontology annotation, molecular function: metalloendopeptidase activity; zinc ion binding. Bases 1 to 912 code for a protein of 303 amino acids.
AUGCUCAAUGAGCUUGUUCCUUGUCUUACUUUUCACAGUAUAGCAACAUAUACCUCACAACUGCCAUCAGCCACAGUGAAUCACCUUAUUUCUUCAGCUUUAAAAGUUUGGAGUGAUGUUAGUCCAUUAACAUUUAUCCCAUCCAGCACUGGAAAGGCUGAUAUAAUGAUCAGAUUUGCAAGAAGAGCGCAUGGAGACUCUCAGCCAUUUGAUGGCCCAGGAGGCACUGUGGCUCAUGCAUUUGGACCUGGAGUAGGAAUUGGAGGUGAUGCUCAUUUUGAUGGAGAUGAAAAGUGGUCAGCAGAACAUAAUGGUAUUAACUUGUACCUUGUUGCUGCUCAUGAGUUUGGCCACUCAUUAGGGCUCCCCCAUUCAAGAAAUCCAGCUUCACUGAUGUAUCCAACAUACCAAAAACGCAGGCUACAGGGAUCUCCUCUCUCCUUUGAGGAUGUACAUAGGAUUCAAACACUGUAUGGUAUGGAUAUAUAUAUUAGGCUCCAUAUGUCAUGCAUUCAGAUAAUGUUGCAUUGCCAAUAUCUGCUAAAAAUGUGGAUUAAGGAUUUAUCAACAUCAGAAGUGAAAGAAGGAUUUAUCAAAAAUUUCUUAUCACAAAUUAAAGCAAAUAUCUCUGCUGCUUAUGAAGUGUCUUCGAAGAAAACUAUGUACAUUUUCCAAGCAACCUUCUUGCAUUCUUAUUUGUACCUUAGUUAUGAUGAAUCUACACAUACUAUGGAUAAGGACUAUCCCAAGAACAUUUCAUAUGCUUUCCCAGGAAUAAGUGGCAAAGUAGAUGCAGCAUUUGAGAUGACUGGUUUCCUGCACUUCGUUAUUGACUCCAAAUCAUACAAGUACGACUACAAAUCCCACAUCAUUGUGGAUGUCAUUGAUGUGGGCACCUGGUUGGGAUGCUAG